Messenger RNA from Pocillopora verrucosa, 1119 nucleotides. Lineage: Eukaryota; Metazoa; Cnidaria; Anthozoa; Scleractinia; Pocilloporidae. The record is from RefSeq and is a predicted model, not a curated record.
CAUGCUGGGAGUGAUAAUUACUCCCUCGUUUUACUUUCUUUGAAAUAUGAAAGUGGAGGAUAAAAUUGAACUUCAAAGUGUAGCAAAGGAGAGCUGUUCAACUUAUUUGUUUAUGGAAGGUAACCCUAAAGGAAAAAGGAACACAGAAGUAUGAUGGCAAGAAAUGAUUUAACAGGUGGUAGAGUACAAAUGGAAACUUAUCAAGAACUGGUAUGUUUCCCCUCUUUGGCAGGUGGAUUACAACAACAAUCGAUUUAUCUCGCAGUGGUAAAUGUGAUCCUCUCUCUCACUACAAUUCUUGGGAAUUCUCUAAUCCUUGUUGCCCUUCGUAAAGAAUCUUCCCUCCAUCCGCCAUCCAAACUUUUGUAUCGUUGUCUAGCAACAACUGAUCUUUUGGUUGGUCUUGUUACCCAGCCUCUCUAUCUUAUUCAUUUGAUAUCCAUAGCUAACGAACACUGGAAUCUUUGUCGAUACACAAUGGAAGCCGCAAUCUUAACCAGCUUUGCAUUAUGUGGAGUAUCUUUGGGGACAAUGACGGCCAUAACCGUUGACAGACUUCUCGCCCUGUUGUUGGGGCUGAGAUACAAACAAACUGUAACUUUGAAGCGCACAAAUAUUCAAUUAGCUUCCGUUUGGAUUUUAUGUAGUGUUGCUGCUUUAUGCUACAUUUUAGAUUACCGUAUCACCUUCUGGUUUGGAUAUAUCAGUAUUCCAUCUUGUUUACUGAUCUCGAUGAUCUCGUACAUAAAGAUAUUUCGCACCCUCAUUCAUCAUCAAGCACAAGUACAAGUUCAUGCUCAACUACAGUCGAGUCAACCAAAUUCACUGAACAUUUCGCGGUACAAAAAGGCGGUGUACAGUGUACUGUGGGUGCAGUUAGCAUUAGUUGUUUGUUAUGUACCAUUUACCAUAGUUGAGAUCCUGUUUAAGGAGGCUAGUAAAAUAACAUUUUCAUCACAUUCACUCGCCAUCAGAGGAAUAGCAGCAACUUUAAUUUACUUCAACUCGACGUUAAAUCCGUUUCUUUACUGCUGGAAGAUUAAUGAAGUGAGACAAGCAGUGAAGCUGACAAUCAGACAAGUAUUUUGCUGUCCAUGGAGUUAUAUCUGCCUCGAUUGA